AUCUAUUAAUGUUCCCGACACUGCCUUCUACAUUAUUUGCUGCCGUUACCUCACAUUUCUGCAAUCUGGAAAUCCUCCUACUGUAACGUUCACUAGCCUAGAACGCACAAGAUGCAUCACAGCUUGUCAUAUAGCACAUCGCUCCAUCGCCGUUAUGUCGGUGCUCUUCGCACUCCUCGUACAUGCGCGCCUGUUCAAAGAUGCCGCCCGCUCUGGAUGGUCCGGGCAGAACCCCAAGACAAGCCAGAUGGCGACUUUGAGUCGCUUUUUUCCAAGGAGCUGCAGCGGAGAGGGCUAUCUUCUAUGGACGAGCCAGGCUCCCCGCCAAACGCCAGUGGCUCUACCACUCCAGGAACCAAUCCCUUUGCCGAAUCACGCACCAGCAGUAGCGGCACCAGCAGCAGCGGCAGCAGCACCACCGGGGGCAGCAACAGCACCACUCGGACCCGCGCCCGCGCGCCUCCACCACCCAUGGCUUCCAACGCGGCGCCAGCGACCGACCAACGGCAAAAGUCCAUGGAUAUGGUCAAUGAGGGGCUUGAGGGCUUGAUUCCCCGCGCCACACGCCUGUUACAGCUGGGCGGCUCCCUCUUUCUGGGCUUCCUGCCCUUCAUGAUUGCUUUCUCGUUGCUUUUUACCGGUGUGUACUUUGUCUUUGGGCCCAACUUUGUGCACGGAGGGCGGCCGGUGACAAGCAGCAGUAGCAACGGCAGCGGCACUAACCGGCCGUCGUACAUCGAUCCUGAGCGGUUGCUGAGUGAGCCGACGGUUGAUCCGUACAUUCCCUUCAACAGCAACCCGUACAGCAGCCCGGAUUUGAACUGAGCGGUUUUGGAUCUGGGGGGGCCCAGGAGCCUUCUGGGGCACUGAUGAGGGAUGAGGUCAUGGCUAGAAUUGUAGCGGAGUUGGGCAGGUGUUAUAAACGUUGGGUGUAUUAUAAGAUUGAUUGUAUUAUAAGUUUGUGAUGACAAUGUUGGCCGGCUUUAUGUGUCAUGUAUAAGUGCACACGGCACUAGGCCGCUGGCAGUAGCGACAACACCCGUUGUGGCUGAAGAAAGGGG
This is a messenger RNA of Astrephomene gubernaculifera, 1061 nucleotides long. The record is from the annotation of a GenBank genome assembly. NCBI's taxonomy places the organism in Eukaryota, Viridiplantae, Chlorophyta, Chlorophyceae, Chlamydomonadales, Astrephomenaceae.